AUGGACUCUUCACCAAUAUCGCAGUCGUUGCUGUCCUUGCUUGAUGGACGCAAUAACAUUAUUAGUUAUUCGUCUGGAGUAACUAAACUCGAUUCGGCCUUACUUGGUGGCAAAGGAUUUCAACCCUCGCUGCUAUAUGAUAUAAAUUGUGUUCCAGGAAGUGUUGGUAAAUGGGAGUUGAUCUUCCAUUUGGUUUUGGAAUGCCUCGAAUUACAAAAAGACCUGAAGAUUCUAAUAAUUCAAGCUGCCAAUAGUAUUCCGUGGUUCAAGUUGACUCGGCAAUCUGCAUAUAGUGAGGACUAUAAGCGGCGCGUUCAAGUGAUUGGUGUUCAGAGUUUGGCAGAGCUGAUGAUUUUGCUGCAGAAUAUGGAUCAUACUGAGUACAGUCUGGUAGUCAUUGAUGAGUUUCAAGGAUUGUAUCAGGCUUGUCGCAUGGAUAUCAAACGUCAUGCAAUUAGAGGGCGCAAACGAGAUGCGUUAGGAAAUUUAUUAAUCAAUCCGAUUAAGAAGUUGGACCAAGCGAUGGCUGAUGUUUUAAUGAUGAUGACAGCCAUGGCAAAGAGGUUUGGCACUUUAUAUAUAACUACGGGUAAACUUGAAGUAUUCAACCAGCGCAUCAAGCAGGAUGAGCUUGUUAGUGAUGACGACAGUGCUGGCAGUGAUGACGAUGAAACUUCAGACGGUUCAUGUGCUCCUAAAUUUUUCAUUCAGAGGAUCUUGGUGCCAAUUCUUCCCUUACCUAACUAUUUGUCCGACUUCUAUGCCAACCGGAUAAUUCUUUACAAUGAUUGGUUGGUUGGUGAUCCAUCCGAUGCUACCUCCAUUACAUCCGGGCUCGAUAAGUCAGUUUCGAUCAACGACUACAUAAGGCUAUUGGAGCUGAAAAAUAUGAAAGUGAGUCCUCAUUUUCUCUGUAUGUCCAACAAUGCUAACCGUUCGGAGCAGAAGCCAUUUGUAGACGGAUGGUUUCAGGUCGAACCUGAUACGUUUUCUUUGGUCGAUUCCGAAGCCGAUUUGGGCCUUGAUCAUCCUCUCAAGACGUCAACGCAGCUUCCAGCUGUUGACGGCUCACCCAGGUUGAGUCAAAUGCUACCGCCAGCAUUAUUGAGAUCUACACAACUCGGUGCUGAUGAGAUACCCGACUCUCAAAGCUAA
Messenger RNA from Brettanomyces nanus, 1155 nucleotides. RefSeq lists its product as uncharacterized. The record is from RefSeq and is a predicted model, not a curated record. The transcript has a single exon. Lineage: Eukaryota; Fungi; Ascomycota; Pichiomycetes; Pichiales; Pichiaceae. Bases 1 to 1155 code for a protein of 384 amino acids.